AUGUUCAAGUCCCGCCCCCCGCUGCCCGACUUCAGCGCGCCGCUCCGCGAGCCGAGUUUCUACAAAUAUGGCGCCCUCGCCUCCCUCGCGCUCGCGGGCGAUGUGACCGCGCUCGCGCAAGACCCGGUGCUCUCCCUCAUGGCCCUGGGCACGGAUGCGGGCACAGUGGCCGUGUAUGGCCAGGAAGGGUUCCGGUUCACUAUUCCCGUGACUUUGGAGAGUCGGCGGAGUUCGAGUGGUGGAGUGCGAUACUCUGGCGGACACGAGAAUGGGCACAGUGGGACACACGGACAGGCCCAAGGACAGGCUCGGACUUCGUCCUCGCCGCCCUCGCCUGGCAUCAAGUUCCUCACGUUCCACCCGGGCUCCAAGCUCAUCGCGAUCGACGACCACAACACGCUGUACCAGUAUGACCUGGGAACCGUCACAGAGCCAGCACUGAGGGCCGAGGCGCCGCUGCCUGUGCGCGAGGCCGCGAGCAGUCUCGGCAACGUGACGGCCAUCGAGACGGGCGUCUCGCACUCCUUCGUGUUCCUCGGCAUGGCGGACGGCACGUUACGCGCCUGGGACACGAAACUGGCCCGGCUGGCCGAGUGGCGCGUGCCGAAUCUCUGGGAGGGGCACGAGGAGAGGUUACGCCGCAGCGGCGUCGAUCGACCAAAGGCAAAGUCGUCGAUCGUCGCCCUCGCACAGAACCCGAGGGACCUCAAUGUGCUGUUGGUCGGGUACACGGGCGGCGUGGCCGCGUACGACGCGUACGACAUUCGCGCAGGCGCGGGGGUCAAGUUCUUCGAGGCUGUUCACGCCCCAGGGUCGCCGGGCGGGGGGAGCUACGCCAACGCAGAGCGGUUGUGGACUGAGCGUUCUCCGCCCGUGACGACGCUGGCGUGGCGCGACGACGGCCUCGUGUUCUGCGCCGGCCACGCAGACGGGUGUCUCUCUUUCUGGGCGUAUGCGGACGAGAAGCCCCUCACUGUGCGCACACUGACGCACGAGGACGUGCACAUUGCAGACGCCGAAGCGCUCGUCGCCGCCGGCGCGCUUAGGGAUCAGCUCGCGGCCAAGGCGGCCGGCGACUUUGAACAUGCCGCCGUGACGCCCGCCGCUGUGGCAGACCGCGAGCCGGUAUACAAACUGCAGUGGGCCAGCUUUACGCCCGGAACGGAGGAGUUUGGACAGCAGUUCGCGAGCCGCGGUGAGAGCCUCUUACUCGUCCUGGGCGGCCAGGCGAGUGGCGAGAAGCCGGGCAUCAGCGUCCUCCAACUGCCUGCGUAUCAGGCGCCCGUGGUCCCGAAGGGGGCGAAGAAGAGCCUGCAAGGCGAGGGUCUCUCGCGCGCCGAGCGCGCCGCGUUCCGCGCCAGCGUCAAUCCCACCGGCCUCUCGGCCUAUCGCUCACGCACGCCGCCAGAAGACUUUCUCCUCCUCCCCUCCUCGCCCUUCUACGGGCAGGCGCAGGACGCCUCGGCCCUCGUCGUGCUCUUGACUCCGGACCCAAGCCUGCCUGCUCUCGGCAGAGAGCUGGAGGCGUACGCUUUCCCACCGCUGCGGAGCGAGGUGGAACCCCCCAUCCUCGGACGCAAAGACUUUGCCCUCCCCGGCGAGGGCGACGUGAUGGCCCAGAACACCCAGAGCACGCGGAAGAGGCGCGAUAGCAUCCGCCGCUUCCCGUGGAGCGCGCCCGACCGCGCGAGCGUGCUCUCCUCGCGCUCAGUGCGGAGGGCGCGGGACGGCGCGCUGGCCGUGCCGAGCGGGAUCUGGGCCGGCGUGCGGGCGACGCUGGGCGCGAAGCUCGUCUCGGUCCCCGACGCGCAGUUCGCCCGCCUCCUCGCCGGCAGUAUGGACGGCACGCGCCUCCCCCUCCGUGGCGGCCUGGCCGUCCCCGACCUCCGCAGCUCCGGCGCCACAGACCCAAAACAGCACGACGGGUUCCGCAUCCUCGUGUCGUGGCAUGCGGACGCGUGCGUGCGCUUCCACGACGUCUCGGCGCAGUUGCUCCUCCAGGUGCCCCUCGCGUUUGAGUUUCCCAAUCCCCUCGCACACCUGACUAUUGACGUUGCGAGGGUUCUGCGCGAGACGCACGGCGACGAGGGGCAGCGUGAUGUCGUGGCAUGCGGACGCGUGCCCCUCGCGUUUGAGUUUCCCAAUCCCCUCGCACACCUGACUAUUGACGUUGCGAGGGUUCUGCGCGAGACGCACGGCGACGGGCCGAAACCUGUCGUUGUGGAUGCGGUGCUCGCGCCGGAGAGUCUGGAGUGUGCCAUCGCCCUGGCGUCCGGGCAGGUGCUUGUGGCCAAGUUUGGCGAGGCGGAGACGAGGCACAGCAGCGAGAGUCCCUCCGCGUCGCCCAUCGUUGAGGAGCCGGCUUCCAUCGACGAGAAGGAGGCCGCGGUCGAGAAGGUUACGCUCGAGAAGCCGCACGAGAACGGAGCCGAGGAGCCCAAGAACGUUGACGCCGUUGCCGAUCAGCUCGACGACGCGGACCUGAACGACGAGCUGGAGGACGUCUCGCUCGAAGAGGACGAGGACGAGGCUCCAGCGCUGUACCGCGGGUGGGACGGGCGGGUGGACGAGAGGUCUCCUUCGCCUGAACCGACCCCCGAGCCGCCCGCGACGCAGGUUGUGUCCCUCUCCCACCUUGCGCGCUGGGACGUGGACGGGUUCAAGCCCGUUGCGCUCUUCGAGCUCUCCGGCCGCGUCUCCGCCCUCUCGCUCAGCGACAUCGGCUUUCUUGCCGUCGGGUACGGCCCGCAGCUCGUGGUCAUCGACAUGCGCGGCCCGCGCGUGAUGCACGUCGAGGUGCUCGAGCGCCCCGUGUGUGUGCUGCAGUGGGCAGUCUGCGGCGUCGGGCACGACAGCACGCCAAAGCCGCGCCUCUUUGCCGUAUGCGAUGGCGCCUCGCGCGUCUACCCGCUCGUGAACCAGAAGGGAUGGACUGUCUCCAAGCCAGCAACGUUUACGUCGCUCGAGGCGCCGGUCGCGUCUUUCGUGCUCGAUCCUGAGACUGGGGAGGAACUGACGGCGUCGCCGGCCGCGUUCGCCGCCUCGAUGCAGGCCGAGCACCACCGCAUGUCGCUCAAGUCCAAGACGCACUGCAUCUACCUCGCCGUUUCGCGCACGACAGCGCGCGCCAGCGCCAACGUGACGGGCGACCGGCUGGCCAAGGCCAGUCUGACGAACUGCACGGCCGCAGCCUACCUGUCUCGGAACGGAGGGCGGGUCCUCGCCGCCAUUGUGCCCGGGUUCGCCGAGUUUCUCUCCGUCCCCAAGCUCGAGGCGAUAACGCGGCAGCCGCUCGGUAUAGGCGAGCCCAGCGGUACGCUCUCGUUUGAGUCCUCGGGCGACUUCCUCGAGUACACCUCCCCCCGGGACGUUCAGCUCAAGACGCUGUUCAACUUCCGCAAACCGCUCCCGCCGCGCAUCGACCCAACCUUCCACCGCGAGGACUACGGCGCGCAGCCCCAGCCCCUCAACGCGGGCGUGUUCAGCUGGAUGUGGGCCAACGCACCCCUCACUGGUGCCCAGCUCGACGCAAUCGUCGGCGGAGCGGACCGCGUCGUGCCCAAGCCCCCAUCUGCUAAACCGUCGAUCAUGAGCUGGGCCCAACCUGCCGCCCCAGUACCGAAACGCGACUCCCGCCGUGUCUCUGGCGCAUCUGGGACCUCUGGGACAGCCCAGGAGGAGGCCGGGGGCAUGAAUGUCGGAGGGAUCUAUGCCGAGCUGCAGCAAAAGUUCAGGCAGAGAGAGGAGGUCAUGAACCGCCUCGAGGAGAGCGCGGAGCAGCUCGCCAGCUCGGCCAGUGGGUUUGUGGAGGCGGCGCGCAAGGCGGCGAUGGCUGAGGCGGGCAAGAGCUCCGUGCGGGGAUUCUUCAAGUUCUAA
Trichosporon asahii var. asahii CBS 2479 is the source of this 3876-nucleotide messenger RNA. RefSeq lists its product as uncharacterized. The record is from RefSeq and is a predicted model, not a curated record. The coding region runs from base 1 to 3876 and encodes 1291 amino acids. Gene Ontology annotation, biological process: regulation of exocytosis; establishment of cell polarity; regulation of protein secretion. The transcript is spliced from 3 exons. Gene Ontology annotation, molecular function: syntaxin binding; myosin II binding; GTPase activator activity. Lineage: Eukaryota; Fungi; Basidiomycota; Tremellomycetes; Trichosporonales; Trichosporonaceae. Gene Ontology annotation, cellular component: plasma membrane; cytoplasm.